This is a messenger RNA of Mercenaria mercenaria, 7115 nucleotides long. RefSeq lists its product as uncharacterized. Lineage: Eukaryota; Metazoa; Mollusca; Bivalvia; Venerida; Veneridae. The record is from RefSeq and is a predicted model, not a curated record. The coding region runs from base 24 to 2306 and encodes 760 amino acids. The transcript has 15 exons.
UUCCAAGGAUAAAACAGAAAACAAUGGAAAGUGCUAGUAUAAUUAACUAUUUGAUAGACAUUGUUGAAACAAAGGAGAUCAACAAUAUGGGGAAGCUUGCGUCAUUGUCUGUCCUUAACAAACUUUUCCUCAAGGAGAAGGGAACCAGCCUACAGUUGAAAUGUUUAAAUUCAGAACUCACAACUUCUUUAAUUACAAUGCUGGAUUCUGGCUUGAAUGAACUAAAUGACCCUUCAGAUGCUGUGUGUAUUUCGGUUGCUAUGGAGAUUCUAAGUCAGUUCUCGAAACUGCCGAUUUGUUCAAUCCAGAGCUUAAUAUCGGAAAAUGUGAUACGGAUGUUGCUGGAUUAUAUAAACAGUAGUAGCAAGUUUUACCAGUUUCUGGACAAUUCAAAGACAAUACUUUCAGAGGCCUGCGAGGGUAAACAACUUAUGGGAAAAGUCAAGGUGGUUGCUAUGGCAACAGAACCACUUGAAUAUAUACACAGACAUACAAAGCACAAACUGAAAAGAGUUCCAGACAAGAUAAAGGUGUGUAAGUUAAUUGACACAGAAUAUGAGGAGGAUUUAGAUGUCUGCCAAUACCUUAUCAACAAGCAAGGCACUUGGCCAGGUAGUUUCCCAGGAGAAGUUGUAAAUGAGGCAGAUGAAUGGGAGAACAUCAUUGUCACCCAGGUGCUUGAUGGGUGUAUGUUUUGGGCGCAAGUGGGAGAAAACGCAAUAAAGAGUGUGUUUGACAUCCAGCGGCAAUUAACUGAGUAUGAAGAUCAUGUCAGAAGAUCUAGUGCUCUCAUCGGAGAUACUGUUGUGGUUUAUGGAGAAAUCAUGGGGAACCAUUGUUACCUCAGAGCUCAGAUAUUGUCAUUUGAUGGAGGCCAUGUGGAUGUUUUUGCCAUUGACUAUGGUUACACAUUGCGAGUUUUAGACAAGAACAUCUUUGUCUUGCCAGAAAACUUAAGUACAAACAAAGUGAAAAGAAAAAUAUCUCUCUGCUCAGUUGAUGGUGUAUCCCCUCCGCCGUAUGAUGAAGGUCUGGCCCACAAUGCUGCUGCCAUAUUGGUAAACCUUUGCAAACAGAGCUGGUCAGCAGGAGAGAUACUGGAGAAACUUUGUGGGAUACAGAUCAUCAAAAAUUGUCUACUGGACUGUCCGAGGCCUAAAUUGAAAGCCCAAGUAAUGACCAUACUAAACAACCUCUCCUGUAACUACAAGGUGUCACCAAACAUCACUAAUGGUGGAUUUGUCAAAAUACUCCUUGACAUAGUAAAAAGUUACACAGAGAAAGAUUCAGAUAAUACUCAUGUAUACAAUCUACAUGCCACCAAUGAUGAGAAGUUGUUGUUGGCACGGUGUGUCCUGUGCCUCACCAAUAUACUGUACAGGAAUGUUGAAACUAGGUCACAGUUCUACAAACAGCAAGGAAUUGAUAAUAUUCUCAGACUGAUGUUUCUCGUACCCGAUGAUGACGCAUUAUAUUAUAUUUCUGUGAAGCUAUUGAGAAUAUUCCUUGGAACAUUGGUAACUAAACCUGUGGCUGACGCUAAUGGAGUGGCACAGAUGGAUCAGCUGAAACAGUACGCUGCAAAGGGAAAUGUUACUCAGAGGAGGAUUUAUCCCAAUGAUCAAAAAUCAGGAGAACAUUUGUUUGAGGAUGAAGAUGACAGUGACCCCGACCAUGACAGCCAGCAUUUUAUUAGUAAAGAAAAAGAAUGCUCUGUGUCACCUAUCAUGGACAGUAUGGAUAGAUCACAAGGUUAUUAUCAUGGUGAGAGGGUUAAUGUGUAUGAUGACGAACAACACGAGUUGUGUCCACAGAAACACAUAAACAGUAUACAUGUAUUAUCAUUUGCCAAGCAUGUAUGUGGGAUGUUGAACACAGGUCAUGGAGGAACCAUUUACUUUGGUAUUGACGAGAACAGUCAGGUUUUUGGACUUGAGUUGUCAAGGGAUGAGAAAGAUAGAUUCCGCCUCGGAGUGGACCAGCACAUGUUCAGCAAAAUUUCUCCAGUCCUCCUGCACUCACAGUUCAGUAUUAAAGACAUUCCAGUUAUAGAUCCGAGAACUAAUCAAAUUAUUCCAGAUCAUUUUGUUAUAGAGAUAAAUAUCAGAGGCAGUAAAGGGUCUAUUUACACCAUGGUGGAUGGAGCAUGCUAUUACAGAUUUGGAUCUAAAACUAGUGCGAUAUCUAGACAGGAUCUGAGACAAUUGAUAGCAUUCGAGGAGGAGAUGAAUUACUCUGAUGAACUACAGAAAUUUUUGACAGAGAAACAACAACUUAUGUAUGAGUUGCAGCUAGAUAGAAGCUGAUCAUGAUGAAAUGUCAUGUUUCAAUUAUGCCAGCAAUAACUACAAAAUACCUCAGAUCACUAUGAAAAUUUGCGAUACAUGGAACCCCUCAAGAGCUAAUACUUCAUAAAUUCUGUUGCAAUCAGGAUGAAUGUUGAUAAUGAAGCACAAGAAGUACAAUACAUAUACAAGGUUUAUUUCUAUUUUCCAUUUAAUUGAGAUUUGUUUAAUUCAUAGUAAUUAUGUUGUAAAUAUUUGAAUGAAAAUUUAUUUCCUAGAGUGUUAGUAGCAGAUUUACUGUUCUUGUGCAUGUUGAUUAAAGCUUGUGUUUUAAGAAAUUACAAGCACCAAAAUUGAAUUGAAAAGUUUGGAGACCAGUCUCGGAAUGCAGCGUUGUGAUUGGUCAGUUACAAAACUGUACUCAGAAACAACCAAUCAGAUGCCAGAAUGUUUAGACUGGUAUUUUUCUUCAUCAAAUAACUACACUCCUUCAUAACUUUGAAGAUUAUGAGUAGGUGCUGAAAAAUAGUGGUGUUUUUACAUAUAUCAAGUUUGUACAUGUGCCAAAAUGAAGCUUACCUCUAGAACUAUGGUAGUAACCCUACUCUUUAUUAUUAUCAUUAUUUUUUUUAUUAGAAUAUGUAAAGCUCAUUUUAGAUGUAAAUUUAAAAGGAAUUUUAUGCAAGUUUUAUCAGUAGGAAGAUUGAAGUGCAUCAAAUUACUAGAGUGGCAGGAUUGAUCCCUGACUGAGGCAAUUUACUUCCUGUCUGGGGAAGUUAUUUUUGGACUGUUCUUGCCCUCCACUAGAUUCAAGCUUUGAGAGUUUUCUACAUUUUGUCUUCUAAGAUUUGAUCAAUUUUAAAUAUUUUAAGAAGUUGAAAGUGUACAGUUUUAAUUAAGGGGUAAUUUUAAGAGUGUUUAUGCCAAACUUUUGAAAUUUUGUUGUUAAAUGUAUGGAGAGGAAAUGGGGACAUAGAAAUUCAAAUCCAUUGCAGAGAGUGUUUUUAUGCCCCUGAAGGAAGGCAUAUUAGUUUUCAACUGUCUGUCCGUUCGUUAGUUCGUCACAACGUUACCUUUUUGCAUGAAGGCACUUUACUCGUGAACCACUGCACCCAGGACCUUCAGACUUCACCUGCUGAUAGUACUUAUUGAGUACACGACCCCUACUGACUUUGGGGUCACCAGGUCAAGGUCACCAGGUCAAAGGUCAAGGCGCUACGGGGGCAUUUGUCACCAUUAGUGACAGCUCUUGUUUUAUAUUGAAUGUUUAUUAUUAUGUGUAAUUUCUAGUCAUUUCAUUAUUUGUUAAUCAAUAUUUUUGUGUGAUUUUAUGUUUAUUUUAAUUUGAAUUCAAGAAGGAUAUUUAAGAUAAGGUAUCCAUAAUGACAUUUUCUGUGAGUAUUUAAUCCUUGUAUGCUGAUACAUUUUAUAAUAUGGAAGUGUUAUGGUAAAUUUAGUAGUUUGAUAUGUAUAUGUGAGCUGCGCCAUGAGAAAACCAACAUAGUGCGUUUGCAACCAGCAUUGAUCGAGACCAGCCUGGGCAUCCGCGCAGUUUGAUAUGUAUAUGUGAGCUGCGCCACGAGAAAACCAACAUAGUGCGUUUGCAACCAGCAUUGAUUGAUACCAGCCUGGGCAUCCGCGCAGUUUGAUCAGGAUCAAUUGCAACUAGAGAAAGCGUUAGCGAACAGCAUGAUCCUGACCAGACUGCGUGGAUGUGCAGGCUGGUCUGGAUCCAUGCUGGUUGCAAACGCACUACGUUGGUUUUCUCAUGGUGCAGCUCAUAUAUUUCUAUAUGUUAUUCCCUCAAGAAAUUUAAAAAUGCUACAUUAAGUUUAUUCAGUUUCAAGAAUUUUGUCCAGGAACUUUUUUUGUAAUAUGUAUUUUUUUAUCAGAUUUUCACAUUAAAUGGUAACUUUUCUGUGCUCCUUGAGCUUGACUGCCAGUUGUGAAAUCGGUGUGGGAUUAGUUGUUUUUGUAAUGCUUGCUUAGCUGACUAGGGAGAGGGCAGAUCUACGGAUCACAGGGUCUAGAGUUCAAUCCUGGGGCAAGUCAUAUUAUCUUUAUUUUCUCCGUGACGAUUUGAUAAAAGAUGCUGUGUCUGAUAUCAUCAAUAGAUUGACCAGAAUUUCAAAUUAUGAAAGUUAGUUGUAACAUUGCAUAAUGCUUUCCUAGGUAAUGUUGACUUUAGCCGCACGAUGAGAAAACCAGCAUAGAGCCUUUGCAACCAGCAUGGAUCCAGACCAGCCUGCGCAUCCAUGCAGUGUGGUCAGGAUCCAUGCUGUUCGCUAAUGGUUUCUGUAAUUGCAAUAGGCUUUGAAAGUGAACAGCAUGGAUCCUGACCAGACUGCAUGGAUGCGCGUGCUGGUCUGGAUCCAUGCUGGUCGCAAAUGCACUAUGUUGGUUUUCUCAUGUUGCAGCUCAUGUCAUAAUUUAAACUUCAUGUUGAUGUCAUUGGAGGUUUCCUAUAUCACAGUCUGCCUCGUUGAUGACUCUCCCAGUACUGAAAUAACUGAACAGUGACAUCUUCUGUGGUGUAAUAAUCUAAUGACAUUUCAAGAAAAGAUUUUCUAGAUUCACCUACUUUUGACAGGAAUGCCACAAGUCGAUAUUGAUUUGAAUAGCGUAAAUGGACACCAUGGAUAUCAAAAUAUUUGUAUUCAAGUUGCAAGAAUGAAAUAUUUGCCAUAAAUCGUUCUUUCAUUUUAAAUUUAAAUUUCUUGAGUGUAUUUUGCCAAUGGGCAUUAUUCAAGAUCUCGGUGAAAAAGCUGCUAAAUACACAUAUUAAAUUGUCAGUAUUUACAAAUACACUUUUUGCAUGGCUUGUUUUACACUGUUUUUUUUCUGUGUCAAUACUUUAAAAUUUUGUGUCUGGAAAAGCAAUUCCAUUUAUCUGAAAUAAUUAUUUUUGUUUUAUUUUUACUACUGUCAAACCUGUCUUACAGAGCACAUUGAAAUAUAGGCCAGUACUAUAAAGCCUGCUUAUAAAGGCCACUCUUCUUGUUUUAACAUAUUAAAUAAUAUAGUUUAACCUGUGUACGGAGACCAUAUGUCAGCAUAGACUACUUUUUCUUUUUCCUAAAGGCUGUAAUUAAGGUUUGUACUGUCAUGAUAAAUUCUUUAUUUUCUUUUUAGGAUACGAUUAAGCUAAAACUGCAAGGUGUGCAGUAAGUAUAGCAGAGUCUAUAAUCUGUUGUCUGGCCUUUAACAUUUAGGGGCCUCCGUGGCUGAGUGUUUAAGGUCGUUGACUUUAACCCUUAGCCUGCUGCAGGUGAAUUUAACAGCCUUUGCAAACAGCUUGGAACCAGAUCAGACGCCGAUUAAAUCGGCGUCUGAUCAGGUUCCAAGCUGUUUGCUACUCUGACAAUAUUUCUUCCAAUUUUGGAGCAAAUUGAAUGAACUUUACAAUUUUAGCAGACGACAUUUCCAGCAGACGACAAUUUAUCUAGCAUGCUAAAGGUUAAAUUACUUGCCUCUCAUCGAUGUGGGUUCCAGCCUCACUGGGGAUGUUGAAUUCUUCAUACGUGAGGAAGCCAUCUAAGUGACUUAAGGAAGAUUAUGGUUCUACCUAGAUGCCCGCUGGUGAUGAAAUAAUGCAUGGAGGGGCACCUGGGGUCUUCCUUCACCAUUUAAGCUCAGGAAAGUCGCAAUAUGACCUGUAAUUGUGUCAGUGCGAAGUUAAACCCAACAAAAUAAAUAAAUUAAUUUAUAAACAUUGUAGUUUCUUUUUAGCCAUACUUUGAUAUUAUCUUCAUUGAAUUUUGUCUGUAACUUUUCAGCUAAAAUGUAAAAUGCUUGGAGUUGUCGAUAUUUUAACUACAACAAAAAAAUAUUACUUCAGUCAUUAACCCUAAUCAUCCUGGACAUGACUGAUUCUGCAUUUGUGACCAAUGUAGAUCUUGAUCAGACUGCAUGGUAAGCACCCCGUUUAACAGUCAUUAUAGAAAUUUAGUAAGGUAUGGGUUAAGAAAGGAAACAUUUAACUGUUCUUAAGAUACAUGAGAAAAUUGUUUAAUUCCAGUUUAAAAUUUCACAGAUUUCAUUCAAAAUAUAGAUUUAUUAGUAGUUAUGAAUAUAUGGAAAACAAUAUGACAGGUUUACAAUCAUUUAACAACCUUUGUUUUUGAAAUAUGUUAUCAGAAGAAGGCUUGUUAGAAGCUCUAUGCUUGACUGUGUGUAAGCUAUUACAAAAAGUGAAAAUACCUGAAGAAAAUUAACGCAUUUUCGUUAUUUUACAAAUGGACUUUAUUUUACAUUUCUAAUUUGACUUAGCCAGUUGGAAUCAUGGCCGACUGUGAAAUGUAAAUUACAUGUACAAGUUUUCAUGUAAAAUCAUUGUAAUUUAAAACUUAAGGUAUAUUGUUACUGUAACAAUUCUAUACAUUUUACAUGUUAACCAGGCUGUAAGAAAAUAUUUCUGAAUUUUUACCAGACCCACUGUCUUUGCAGGUACUAGGAACUAUUGAUUGUAUUACCCUUUACCCUGCUAUAUUUUAAAUUGGACUGGCCCAUCUGUCAAUUUUGGCAGUACCACUUGCUAUUCAAAGGGGUGUUUACUGAAAAUUUACUGACCGAAAAACGAACAGUGCAGACCAUGAUCAGACUGCACUGCAAAGGCGAAAUCACUUGCUGCCAGCAGGCUAAAGGUUAAUGUGUGACUGUAUAUUUGGAAUGUAUAUACCUGUUGAUGUUAAUUGCUCAGCUUUUAGAUUGUUUGUAUUAUUUAACCUGUUUUAUAUUUUAUUAAUGAUUUUAUGCUUUUCUGAUUUCCUUAAGUUAAAGGCAGCAUCUUCAUCGGCAUUCAAAAUUGUUGAAUUAAACCAGUUUAACUUA